UGAUGUGGAUAGGAAAAAUAUCAUCUGCAGAGGUGUGUCAUCAGCUAUAAGUAUACUAGUCAGUAAAGGGGUAAUUGGCUCCCUUGACGUAUUAACUUCUUGCAACUUGCUGUCUCCUUUUGUCAAAGAGAUGCUUCAAAACUUUAUGUUCAAGGUCCAAUCAGGGAUAUGUAAAGAGCCCCAGUUAACCAACCAUCCUUCUUCAGAUAAGCCAUCCCAGAUUUUGCCUAAUCCACCUGAUCUGGAAAGUGCACAUCAGUCUUCUGGACUUCUUGCUUGUCUUGAAAAUGCUGAAAUGAGCACUCAUUGUGUCUCUCUACCAGAAUCGAUUGAUUCAGCUGCUUCACAUGGUGAGUGCCAAGUUGAUGAUUUGGCAAAUUUAAUAGGAAAAAUAGGAGAGGUAAUGCAAAGCUCGAACAGGAUGGGAGAGAAACUAGUGGAGAACAUCUUGCAUUUGUACAUAAAAUCUGAAAACGAAGAAAAGUUUGGUGUUAUUAGCUCUGAAUCUUUAGCAUGUGAAUUGAAAAAGGAACUUGAGCUGGCUGGUUACAACCUUUUUUCACCUCUUGGAAGUUUACCAAAGAAUGCUGAUGCUGAUGAUGAAGUUGAAUCCGUAACAGCAGCAGUCAUUCGCACCUUCGUUAUUUCUCAACAUCAAUGGAUCAGGAAUAUGCUAUUCUGGUGGUCAAAGAAUGGCUGUGUAGUCGGAGCUCGAUUAUUAUCAUAUGCAUUGAGACUUGCACAUGAAGCACGUGAAGCAGGCUAUGGAGCAAACUCUACCAGCGAGAUCAAUUACAGAAAAUGGCCCUUGCUGAAGUGUCUCAUUGAAGGAUAUUAUGAACUUACAUCUCGAAAUGUGGAUCGUGUAAAUGAAACAAAUACUUCUAUUCCUGAGGUUGAUAACAAAUUGGUUAGUAAGAUGAUUGAUGAUGCUUUCACCUCUUAUAGGAAUAUGCUUACACAUGCUAGGGAUGCUUUAAGCAAAGAAGUGGUUAUGGAUCCUGGUAAGAUCUUAGCAAUGGAUGUGUUGUUUUCUUCAUUAUGGAAGAGCAAAAGGUUAAAUGCUCUUUUCCACAGCAUCUUUUCUUAUCUUCCUGAUCUAUCCCUUGGCGAUGAAGAUGUAAUCCUGUUACUUGUCAGUCAAGUGGACGACGCUGAUCUUGUAUCCAUGCAGAUCGACUUGGGAUUGAGAAGGUUUUCUAUAUUUGGUGAAGAUGUCAGAAAAGUUGUCCAAUUGAUCAGAAAGUCCGUAUACUGGAAGCAAGUAGAUCAGCACAAAUUUUGGGGCUUGAUUAGUCAGAGCUCACUGUCUCCGAGUUUCCUGUGGAGAAGUUGCUUUUGGAGUGCUUUUUCUCAACUGAUUUUGAUCCAAACCUAGUGGUGUCAUUGUUGGAGGUCUUCAAGCAAUAUGUAGUUCUUGUGCUCCCACACCAGAAAUUGUUGGUGCUGUCAUGUUAUUGCCGAACAAUAAGUUCCCUGAUUUUGCUGCUUCCAUUCUCUCUCAUUGGACCAUAACUAAUGCAUCAAUGUUCUCCAAUAGUGUAGCUGAUUUUUUGAUUAAACUCGAGAACAAGAAUGGGAAUGCUCCUCUUGACUAUAGCAGUGUUUCCAUCAACCAGUCUGCUCUCUUAUAUUUGUUAGAAUAUUUUGAAGCACAAGGUGUGCAAGGUGUUAACAUGCUAGAGAAACUGGCGUUGAAUUUAGCAGACAUAGAAACAAGACUCGGGAAUCCUACAGUUCCAAUGGAUACUGGGUAAUUCUGUCUUGUGUCAUGGUUGAGAAUAUUCUAAUUAUGGGCCAUAGUUGCUGUGGGGGAAUCCAUGCCCUCAUGGGUAUGCAGGAUGAAGAAGAAGAUUCAAGGAGGUGCAUUAGGAGUUGGGUAAUUGUUGGCAAAAAUGCAAGGAUUAGCACCAAAUCUGUGGCUUCUAAUCUCAGUUUUGACCAACAAUGUCGACAUUGUGAAAAGAUCAUUGAGGCAUUCCAGAAAUGUCAUGCAGAUCACCCUUUUGGCAAAAUUUUCGGCAAGUGCACUGAGCUCAAAAUUAAACUUGAUGGCUGCUUCAGGAAGGAGGUAGAUGCUAGAGCAAGUUAUAGCCUGUCAUUAGGAGUAUCCUAUCCUGAGUUACUUGUACUUGAUGAUAAGAAAUACUCCAUUAUCUACAGAACACUUGCUUUAGAAAAUUCCGUCAAGACAAAGAAGCAAUGGAGGUUGUGUUUGCCUUAAGCAUAUCACCCUCUUUUACUUCAGCGACAUCGACAUAAUCUGCAGGAAGCCAAGAAGGAUGUCGCUAAUGCUAUUGAUUAAAUAAAUUAUAAGAGGGUGACCUUUGGUUUGCUAACCCAGAGUGGGAUGUCAAUUAGGAGAAUUAAGUCAAAAAAUAAGUUAGCAUUUUCUUUAUGUUGGGUUAAUACAUCAUUUCUUUUUAGAAAAAAACAGUUAUGUUUUGAAUUAGACUUUCUUUUAUGAUAUUUCAUGUUUUAGGCUCUUGUGAUUAUGUUAUUCUAAGAUCCCUAAUUUGUGCUUUAUUGAUUUUUGGUUUCAAUUGGAUUGAUCUGGGUGUUUUUAUUUUAUUUUUAUUGAAAAUCAUCUCUAUACAAGGCCUGAUUUGUGAUUUGUAUAUCACUUCUAUUUUGUAUUUGUGUUUAGUUAGAUUCAGAAAGAUUUCACCCUUGACUCUUGAGAAACGUUAUGAAUAUUUUUCUCAUAAAAGAAAUGUGGCUGAUAACUCUUGAUUCAUUUUAUUCUAAACCAGGGCUUCUUUCCUCAGUUUUGCACAUAAAUUUAAUUGUUUUUACUUAUUGACUCGUGUCUUUCGUUAUUUAUGUAUGCUUAAAUGAAGUCUUUCACACCAACUUCCAAAAUUGAAUCAUGGAUCUAAAUCUAUUCGCGCAAGUAUGAAUUUUUCUAUAUUGGCACUCUCCGGUGCUCUUGCUGAUAUACUCUUGAAUAGCAGCGACUUGGUAACUGUUGCUCGUGGAAUGUGGGCUCUGGUAAUUAACUUCUCAUCCUGGCCUAAUCUAUACCCAUUAAAAAGUGAGGAAUGCUUCUACUAUAGCUUAAUAACAGUAAGAUUACUAUUUUGCAAUUAGGAACAGUAAUUUGACGUUUUUUCCCUUCACUUUUCACAUAACUACUUCUCUGCCCUCCCUUUGCUACGUGUGUCCUCUGGAUGCUGCUUUACCUCGUGGCUCCUCCAUCUUCUCUUCCCCUUUCUUUCCUCCUCUCCUGAAUCGUUCCUUUCUUUUCAAAUU
Messenger RNA from Beta vulgaris subsp. vulgaris (sugar beet), 3252 nucleotides. Its product is annotated as beta carbonic anhydrase 5, chloroplastic-like. The transcript has 6 exons. Gene Ontology annotation, cellular component: mitochondrion. Bases 1772 to 2224 code for a protein of 150 amino acids. Gene Ontology annotation, molecular function: zinc ion binding; carbonate dehydratase activity. The record is from RefSeq and is a predicted model, not a curated record. NCBI's taxonomy places the organism in Eukaryota, Viridiplantae, Streptophyta, Magnoliopsida, Caryophyllales, Amaranthaceae.